AUGCCCUUUCAGUCGCGUAUAUACACAACUAAAGUCCACGAGCGUCUCUCCGCCGACGAUUGCAUUCUAAACGCUACCUCAGGAGGGAACAUGCAAAGAAGCAUGGACCUCUUCACCGCCGUCUGUAACAACGCCAACUUCAUCGUCAACACGGAGAAAACAGUGGUUAUGCACCAACCGCCAGCUAACGUUGCCUACAACGCACCCCACUUCAACACGAACGGCGCCCAACUGCAAACCGAAGACACCUUCACCUACCUGAGCAGCACCCUCUCGUGCAGCAUCAAAAUCGACGAAGAAGUGGCCCACUGGAUUUCAAAGGCCAGUCAAGCCCUUGGUCGCUUGCAGAACACCGUCUGGAAUCGUCACGGUCUACACUUCAGCACCAAGCCCAAAAUGUACAAAGCGAUCAUUUUGCGGACGUUGCAGUAUGGAGCGGAAAUCUGGACGGCGUACAAGAGGCAGGCGCAGAAACACAACCACUUCCACUUCAAAUGUUCUUGGUAA
Spirometra erinaceieuropaei is the source of this 507-nucleotide messenger RNA. Lineage: Eukaryota; Metazoa; Platyhelminthes; Cestoda; Diphyllobothriidea; Diphyllobothriidae. The record is from the annotation of a GenBank genome assembly.